AUGAAAAGUAACGUUGGACGUUGGUUCAAGAUAAUAUUAUUCAUGUUAAUAGUCUUAAUGACUAUGUCACAAUCGAAUGGUAAAAGUAUGCGUUCCUGUAAAUGUCCACCUCCCUCAGAAUGUAAAUCAUCUUGCUGGAAUGAAACGGUCACGUCUGCUAUUGGAAAACAUCACCUACGGAGACGCGAAGUUGAUACUAGAGAAGAAGUGGAAAUCAUCGAUGAACAAAAAUGCAAUAGUGGCAGUUUGCAAAAAAUCAUGCUUCAGAAUAUGGCUAAUCAAACGGUACGAGAGGCGAAAACGAAAAUAAUGCGAGCAGCUGAAGCACUUCUUGGUGGGUACUUUAACGUUAUUUGUUCCCAUGGUGACUUUUCCUACAUUACAACAACCACCUUAUACUGUCUGCAAUCCCUUGACGACAUCAAUUGCUACGCUUUCCUAGCAGAAAAUUCGCGACCGAACUGA
Thelazia callipaeda (thelaziosis nematode) is the source of this 465-nucleotide messenger RNA. The record is from the annotation of a GenBank genome assembly. Lineage: Eukaryota; Metazoa; Nematoda; Chromadorea; Rhabditida; Thelaziidae.